Bombus pyrosoma is the source of this 6478-nucleotide messenger RNA. Its product is annotated as glucose dehydrogenase [FAD, quinone]-like. The coding region runs from base 807 to 6008 and encodes 1733 amino acids. Lineage: Eukaryota; Metazoa; Arthropoda; Insecta; Hymenoptera; Apidae. The transcript is spliced from 14 exons. Gene Ontology annotation, molecular function: flavin adenine dinucleotide binding; oxidoreductase activity, acting on CH-OH group of donors. The record is from RefSeq and is a predicted model, not a curated record.
GUCGUCGGUAUAAUCGACGUGGUCGUCAACGACGAGCCGGUACGCAGCUGGAUGCCGCCCCCGCCCAAGAAAAAAUGGAUACGACAUUAUCUGCUCGAUGGAAACGCGAGCCAUUUUGCAUCGCUGGCCGAAGGAAAGAGGAGGAUACGAGAGACGGAAUAUGGAACACACGGAUAAGGCAUGGAGAGUGAUUCGACGUUUACCGAAUUCCUCGGUACAAGCGUAAAGUUCCAUUUCUACCGGGCGAGACUAGAGGCGGAAGAGAACGUUAGGCGAAGAUGCACGUCGAGAAAGAGCGCGAGAAGCGGCGAAAGAGAGGUCGAAGAAGAGAAGGGAGGCGGAGGACCGUUAUGCGGCACGUUCGACUUCGAAAGAGGUCUUUUGGUACACUGGGUACUUGAAAAAUCAAAGUCGGAAGUGAAAAAGAAAAAGGAAGAAAGAGACGAUGUAGUAACGAGAAAACUUGUUCCGAAAUCAGCGAAUGAAGAAAGUCGGAGAAUUCGUAAAUCGUCGAGUAAAGACCAAAGACCGCGUAAACUGUGAAUUUACCGACUGCCACGAUCUUUUAAGAAUUAGAAAGAAUCGAUCAACUUUCGAUCGUAAUGGGUAACACGAAAUUGCGUGGAUGCUAGACGACUAAAUAUCAAAGGACCGGUAGUCGGUGCAAGAAAGCGGUGACGUGACAAAAAUCUUGUUUCUGGAGCACAAACUUGCAAGUGUAUCGAUUGUUUGGAAGAAAAGAAGCUUCUAGAUUCCACGGUAUCUACCGUUCCUCGAGAAGUAGGUGAACAGACGAUCGAUAGAACAUGGGCAUCGAAAGCGUUUUAACGGGAGGUUUGACCUCCGCAUCGAGCGGACUAUCGUGGUUCUUUCCGAUGCUCGCAGCGGCUCUCGUCUACUUCGAAUACGAAGUGAUGGACAACGAAGCACCACCGAUUAAUAUACCUUCGGAAGUAUUGCUGCCAUCGUACGACUUUAUCGUUAUCGGAUCUGGUUCCGCAGGAGCCGUGGUAGCGAGUCGCCUGUCGGAAAUAGAAAAUUGGAACGUGCUUCUUCUGGAAGCUGGUGGUGAUGAAAAUGAAAUCACCGAUGUUCCUCUUCUCGCCGGUUAUCUACAGCUCAGUCAAUUAGAUUGGCAGUACAAAACGGAACCCAACGGAGAAGCCUGUUUAGCGAUGGAAGAGGGUCGCUGUAACUGGCCGCGUGGAAAAGUGAUCGGAGGCAGCAGCGUGCUCAACUACAUGCUCUAUCUUCGCGGCAACAAAAAAGACUAUGACAUAUGGGAGCAGCUAGGCAAUCCAGGUUGGUCCGCCAGGGAUGCUCUCUAUUAUUUCAAAAAAUCGGAGGACAACCAAAAUCCCUAUUUAGCCCGAACGCCGUAUCAUUCGACCGGGGGUUACCUAACCGUUCAGGAAGCACCGUGGCACACCCCGUUGGCCGCAGCGUUCGUUCAAGCGGGUCAAGAAAUGGGCUACGAGAACAGAGAUAUUAACGGGGAACAUCAAACCGGCUUUAUGAUCGCUCAGGGAACCAUCAGACGCGGCAGUCGAUGCUCCACGGCGAAGGCGUUCCUGCGACCAGCCAGGCUGCGCAAGAACUUGCACAUCGCUAUGCACGCGCAGGUUACCAAGAUUUUAAUAGAUGCGAAAUCGAGGAGGACUUACGGCGUGGAAUUCGUCAGGGACGGCAAGAUGUUCCGUAUUCGUGCUAAAAAGGAGGUGAUCGUUUCCGGCGGUGCUAUCAAUAGCCCUCAAUUGCUGAUGUUGUCGGGAAUCGGACCUAGAGAUCACCUACUACGACACGGGAUACCGGUGAUUCAGGAUUUAAAAGUGGGAGAGAAUCUGCAGGACCAUGUCGGUUUGGGAGGUUUGGCGUUCAUGGUGAAUCAACAGGUUUCGAUGGUGGAAAAGAGGUUGCACAGCGUUCAAGCUGUGAUGCAGUACGCCGUUUUUGGAGACGGUCCUUUAACCGUUCUGGGUGGUGUCGAAGGCCUAGGAUUCGUCAAUACGAAGUACGUGAACGCCUCCGACGAUUUCCCGGACAUAGAACUUCAUUUCGUAUCAGGGUCGACGAACUCCGACGGUGGUAGACAAAUCAGAAAGGUUCACGGAUUGACGAAAAGAUUCUACGACGCUGUAUUUGGGACUAUUAACGAUAAGGACGUGUGGAGCGUGAUUCCUAUGCUUUUAAGGCCAAAAAGCAAAGGUGUUAUCAAGCUUCGAAGUAAAAAUCCUUUCGACCAUCCUUUGAUUUACCCGAACUACUUCAAAGAACCGGAAGAUAUCGCGACACUGGUCGAAGGAGUCAAAAUAGCAAUCGCUCUGAGUAGAACCGCUUCGUUCAGGCGCUUCGGAAGCGAACUAAAUUCGAAGCAAUUUCCUGGCUGCAAACACAUUCCUAUGUACAGCGACCCGUACUGGGAAUGUAUGAUCAGGCACUAUUCCGUCACCAUCUAUCAUCCUGUGGGCACUUGCAAGAUGGGUCCUUACUGGGAUCCCGAGGCUGUGGUAGAUCCUCAGCUUCGAGUUUACGGAGUUACCGGACUCAGAGUCAUCGACGCGUCUAUAAUGCCAAAUUUAGUUAGCGGUAACACCAAUGCACCGGUUAUCAUGAUCGGAGAGAAGGGUUCCGACAUGAUAAAAGAAUUCUGGUUGAACGCGAUGUCGUACGGACCCGAACUGAGUUUCCUGGUGCUCCUUCGUAUGUUGAUCGGCAUGUACAGGCCGGAUAUCGUGAAUCGCGAGACCAGGGUGAAGCCGAUAACUUUAUCGGAUCUUGGAAACAGCUACGAUUUUAUAAUAAUCGGAGGUGGCACGGCUGGCUCGGUGUUGGCGAAUCGUUUGUCGGAAAACGAAAAUUGGACGGUGUUGUUGUUGGAGGCCGGCGUUGACGAAAACGAUUUGUCCGACAUACCGAUCCUGUUCCCGAUUCUCCAGCUCACCUCGAUGGACUGGCAGUUCAAGACGGAACCGUCGAAUAAUUAUUGCAAAGCGAUGAAAGCUAACAUGUGCAAUUGGCCACGCGGCAAGGUACUCGGAGGAAGCAGCGUGCUGAACGCGAUGAUCUACGUCCGUGGCAACAAGAAAGAUUACGACAAUUGGCAGGAGAUGGGUAAUCCAGGAUGGGAUUACGAGAGCGUAUUGCCUUAUUUUAAGAAAUCCGAGGACAUGAGGAUCAAAGAAUACCAAGAUUCCCCUUAUCAUCGAACCGGUGGAUAUCUGACCAUCGAAUACUUUAAUCAUCGUUCGUCCGUGACCGAUUAUCUGAUACAAGCGGGCACGGAAAUGGGCUACGACGUCGUGGAUCUGAAUGGACCCACACAAACCGGAUUCUCCUUCACUCAUGCAACGGUGAAAGAUGGUCUGCGAUGUAGUACCGCGAAAGCGUUUCUUCGAACGGCUUCCAAGCGAAAAAAUUUACAUAUCAGUAUGAAAUCGAUGGUAGAGAAGAUUUUGGUGAGCCAAGAUGAAAAUGGAAAAACAGCUUAUGGCGUGCAAUUUCAAGUAGGAUCAAUGCGCAGGACGGUGAAAGCCAGUCGCGAGGUAAUUCUAUCGGCUGGCGCGAUACAAUCGCCGCAAUUGCUCAUGUUGUCUGGAAUCGGCCCCAGGGAUCAUUUGGAACAACUCGAUAUUCCCGUGGUCCACGAAGCUCCCGGCGUCGGUAGAAAUCUUCAGGAUCACGUCGCGAUCGGUGGAUUGAACUACUUGGUGACUAAACCGGCGAACAUCACGGAUCCAGCAUCUUUCACUUUUAACUUGAUGAAGUCCAUCAAUGCCCAUACGCUCAAUUUGUUCGUCAGAGAACGUACCGGGCCGUUGUACACGAAUAACGCGGCCGAGGGUAUAGGUUUCAUCAACACCAAAUAUGCGAACAAGUCGGAGGAUUAUCCUGAUAUACAGCUGUUCAUCUCUUCGACGGCCGACAAUACGGACGGUGGUCUCUUUAGCAAGAGAGAUUGCAACCUUAUGGAUGACUUUUAUGCGCAUUUGUUCGAAAAUAUCCUGUACCAGGACUCGUACACGAUCAUGCCGCUACUGCUGCGACCUCGAAGCAGAGGAUACAUCAAGCUGCGCUCCAAGGACGUUAAUCAGCAGCCGAUCAUCGUGCCCAACUACUUCGACGAUCCAUAUGAUCUCGACGUUUUGUUUCAGGCUAGCCUAUUGGAUACGAGCAAUGGAACAUCAUGUUGCUCCUGCAGCUUCAAAGACACGUCGUAUAUGGCGUCCAAGUGCGGCGUGAAAACAUCUUUCAUGAGCUUGGUUGAGAAAAUAAUCGCGUCUACGUGCGACGUGUCAGAUCCUUGCCACAGACUCGGCAAAGAGGAAGUGCCCAACGAAUGGUUCGACUUUAUCGUGGUCGGCGGCGGAGUAGCCGGGCCUGUAAUUGCCAGGAGAUUGAGCGAAAAUCCCUGGUGGAGGGUUCUGCUGAUCGAAGCAGGGCCGGAAGAACCGUCGAUGACUUCUAUUCCUGGACUCGCGGUUCACGCGGUCAAUUCGACUUUGGAUUGGAAUUUCAAAACGGAGCCGACAGAGCCCCAUCCGACCGCGUGUUUAGAAACCGACGGAGUGUGCACUUGGCCGCGAGGGAAGAUGAUGUCCGGUACCGCCGGCAUGUACGGAAUGAUGUACGUACGAGGACAUCCGGAAGUGUACAACAGUUGGGCUCGGGCAGGCGCCACAGGUUGGUCCUACGACGAAGUCGCCCACUACUUCGAACGCGCCGAGGAUCCCGUAGAUCCGUCGAUAUUAUCCGACAAACCUAGAACCGUUCCCGUGCCAGGUCCGAUGAAGAUUCGAUUUUAUCCCCAUAAGCCAGCGUUCGCCGACGAACUUUUGAAAGCUGCGGCCGAGCUGGGUUACAGAACGUCGAGUUUGAAAGAAUACAGCCAGACAGGCUUCAUGGUGGCUCCCAUGACGACCGACAAUGGCGUACGAGGCACGACUUCGAGAAAUUACUUGAGAUCGGCAUACGGUAAAAACAAUCUAAGGGUGUUGAUCAACGCCCAGGUGACGAAGGUUCUAACGAAUCAGUGGCAGAGCAAAGCGUACGGCGUCGAACUGAUCGAUAAAGAUGGAUACAAGAGGAUCGUGAAAGCUAACAAAGAGGUUAUUCUAGCGGCUGGAGCGAUUGGCUCCCCUCACAUUUUAUUGAACUCCGGGAUAGGACCCAAGGAGCAUUUAACCAAAUUAGGCAUGAACGUGAUCAAGGACCUGCCGGUAGGGAAGAAUCUUCACAAUCACGUGUCGGUCGCGGUUCACUUCAGUAUCAAGGAUACCGCGUACGAAUCCAUGAACAUGAACAGCGUUAACGAGUACUUGGAGACCAGAACCGGUCCGUUGAGCAGUACCGGAUUGACCCAAGUGACGGCGUUUCUCGAGAGCAGCUACGCCGUUAGCGGAGUACCCGAUAUCCAGAUGUUCUUCGACGGAUUCUCGCCAAACUGUCCAAGGACCGGACUCGAAUUCGAGUGUUUGAACGGCGCGCUUGGCUUAUGCUCGGACAGAAGGCAGAUCGUGGUCAGGCCGACGGCUGUUACCGUGGAGAGCAGGGGAUACAUGAAGUUGCGUUCCGGCGACCCGAUCGCACCACCUUUGAUUUACCCCAACUACUUUACCGACACGAAGGAUUUGAAGGUGUUGAUCGAGGGUAUUAGGAAGGCCAUCGAGCUCACCAACACGCAGACUAUGAAACAAUGGGAUUUUCGAUUGGAACCCGUCGUUCAUCCCCUUUGCACCAACUAUCACUUCGCCACUGACGCGUACUGGGAGUGCUACGUAAGAGCGGCCACUGGACCGGAGAACCAUCAGUCGGGGACAUGCAAAGUAGGCGCGUACGACGACCCAACGGCCGUCGUCGAUCCGGAGCUACGAGUACGUGGUAUAUCGAACAUUCGAGUCGCGGACGCAUCCGUGUUUCCGAUCGUGCCAAACAGUAAUCCCAUCGCAGCGAUCAUGAUGAUCGCGGAGAAGGCGGCCGACAUGAUCACGCAUACAUGGUCGAAGAUGUGAGAACUCGAAGAUGCGUCGGAGAAAGUCGAUGCCAUGCUUCUUUAAUCUCGAUUCUCCUGUCGUAUGGUAUUCCGCGCGAUGUCCCGUUCGUUGCAACACGUUCUUAUGCGAGUGCUAUCUUUCCAGAAGAUGCCAACGAUGAAAAUGUUCCUUACCGAACAUUGCUCACGUCACCACGAUGCAAUCUUUAAAUCGUUUUAAUUUGGUCAAGAUUGAAUUCGAGAAAUUUUUAAGCCAACUUUAAAAAAUGCGACGUAUUAUGUAAUACACUUGUGUGCCAUAUAUGACAGGAUGAGUAACGACGAGUUUAUCAUUUCCAAAUAAUCAAUGCGCAACCAUUACUCUGUAUAUAACGAUAAGCAAAUAAUUUACGAUAAGUAUCGAGCGAUGCAAAUAUUUGUAGAAUAGACUCGAGUCUAUCUUGUGGGCAAUGUUUCAAAUAUGAUAAUUCAAAUAUAUCUUUUACUCGA